AUCUUAUUAACAGUUAACAUCUCAACGAAGCUUCUUUAGCUAAAAGAGAGCGACUGAUAAUUCUGUGAACCCUAAAAAAAAAAUAAUAAAACAUAUUCUUUUACUGCUUACUUUAAUGAUUUAAUCUUCCAAUUGCAGGAGGAGGAGAAAAGACUUAAUCUAACUAACACAUCAUCACCCAAAAUGAAUAAUUACUAUUAUUUAAAUAUUAUUAAUGGCUUAGUAGUCCUUAAUUCUGCAACAAAAAAAGCAAACAAGAAAACAAAAAAAAGAAUACUUUAAAGAAAGAUACAGAGACAGACAGAGAUGAUGAUGAUGGAAAUCUCAGGAGUUCCUCCUGAUCUAUGUUUGCAAAUCUUCUGCAUUGCUGUUUUUAUUACUCUUAGUUUGAUUUAUGUUUUUAGUAGUAAUAGUAGUAAUGAUAACUCUGAAUCAAAGACCUUUGUUUAUAUACCUGAUGAUGAUGAUGAAGAAAUCAAUAAUAAUACUAUUAAUGAUGGUGAUAGAGGAUCGAGAAAUGGAAAUAAUAAUAGUAUUAAUCAGAUUAUUACGAUUACGAGAACGAUUCGUGAUUGUUGUAGUGUUUGUGGCGAUACAGCAAAUAGUCGGUGUUCUAGAUGCAAAGCAAUUCGUUACUGCUCACGGGAUUGUCAAAUACAGCACUGGCGGGCUGGUCAUAAAUUAGAAUGCAAAGAAGAUUCUUCACGGACUAGUUGCAAUGAAAGAAAACCUUCAGUAUACAUGGAUACAAUUUGCUCGUAUCAGCAGUCGAGAAAGGACGAAGCUUCGGUGGAAGAGAAAGGGCCGUCAGAAAGAAAUUUGGUUGAGGAAUUAAAGAUUGUUGAAGAGUGCCCAAUCUGUAUCAGCAGAAUUCGACUUUCUAAACAAAGCCGGCCAUCUGUUUCAUGCGAUACUUGCAAACACAAAUUUCAUUUGAGUUGCAUCUCCAAGUGGUUCUCAAUCUCUAAGAAUUCAAUAUGCCCGUUAUGCGGAUGUAAAUUCAAACCAGGAGGUUUGCUGCAACUAACUGCAGCUAAGAAAUCCUAACACAAAAAUGUUACCUGCUCCUUUACAUUACCAUGCAUGAUAACCGAUAGUAAGGUAUGUGCUACACAUUUUUUUGAUUGCUGUACAGAUUUCACAGUCAUGGUCGAAAAGAAAGAAAAUAUUGAAAGAAGAAAAAAAUUAGAAAAAAUAGAAACAAUUCCUCAUUGUUGAUAAAGAAUUUCGUAUCUUGUUUUGUUCAAGCGUGUGGUUCUAGUUGUAUAGUUUCUUUAGGUGACUGGAUGAAUUACUGAUUCAUACUAGUCUGGUUGUGGUUCGACUUGUGUGUAAAGGUUAUGAUUUUAGGGACUUGUACAGUCCUGAUUAACUCCAUCUUUAAGGGGGGUCAAAGAAUCGUGCUCUCUUUGAAAUAGGUUGUAUUGUAUGAAGUUGUAGAGAAUUCACAAGCAUUUGCAGAUAUGUCAGGUUUUCUCGCGUUAUACAUA
Molecule: messenger RNA, 1490 nt
Organism: Papaver somniferum (opium poppy)
Lineage: Eukaryota; Viridiplantae; Streptophyta; Magnoliopsida; Ranunculales; Papaveraceae
Exons: 3
Coding region: 307-1047 (246 amino acids)
Biological process (GO): ribosome-associated ubiquitin-dependent protein catabolic process; rescue of stalled cytosolic ribosome
Cellular component (GO): cytosol; RQC complex
Molecular function (GO): ribosomal large subunit binding; ubiquitin protein ligase activity
Source: RefSeq, a predicted model, not a curated record